Molecule: messenger RNA, 1186 nt
Organism: Zea mays
Lineage: Eukaryota; Viridiplantae; Streptophyta; Magnoliopsida; Poales; Poaceae
Product: Ras-related protein RABH1b
Exons: 6
Coding region: 149-775 (208 amino acids)
Molecular function (GO): GTPase activity; GTP binding
Source: RefSeq, marked provisional
CAAGGGGGGCGGUCACACACACGCGGACCGCGCGAGCUAGCGAGCGAGCGAGAUCCCCCUCUCGCGCUGCUGGAUCCGAUCUGACCUGACCUUACCUCGUCGCCGCCAGCCGUGAGAGAGAGAAGAGGAAGAGGAGGAGGAGGCGGAGAUGGCACCGGUGUCGGCGCUCGCCAAGUACAAGCUCGUCUUCCUGGGGGACCAGUCCGUCGGCAAGACCAGCAUCAUCACCCGCUUCAUGUACGAUAAGUUCGACAACACUUACCAGGCUACAAUUGGUAUUGAUUUCCUGUCAAAGACAAUGUACCUUGAAGAUAGAACUGUGAGACUCCAACUCUGGGAUACAGCUGGUCAGGAAAGGUUCAGGAGUUUAAUUCCAAGCUAUAUCAGAGACUCUUCAGUUGCUGUCAUUGUAUUCGAUGUUGCAAGCAGGCAGUCUUUCUUAAAUACAUCCAAGUGGAUAGAUGAAGUUCGCACUGAGAGGGGCAGUGAUGUUAUCAUUGUGCUUGUUGGGAACAAAACUGACCUUGUUGACAAGAGGCAAGUCUCGAUAGAGGAAGGAGAAGGCAAGGCAAAGGACCUUGGUGUCAUGUUUAUUGAAACCAGUGCUAAAGCUGGGUUUAACAUUAAGGCGCUGUUCCGUAAAAUUGCUGCUGCCCUUCCUGGUAUGGAGACACUCUCAUCAGCGAAGCAGGAAGACAUGGUUGAUGUGAACUUGAGGUCUGGCAAUGCAAACUCGUCCCAGUCUCAGGCUCAGGCUGGGGGAUGCAGUUGUUAGUUGCAGUCUCUGACACUUGCUGCUCAUGAUCUCUGAGACCCUGAGCAUCAGAACGCGUUACCACUGAUGCUUCUCUCGGGAAGGAGAGUUGAUCGGCAUUGAACACGCACACGCUAUAGUUUUUACCCGGUGAAUGGACCAUUUGCAUUGGAACGAUACGUUUGAGUUCUCUAGUGUUAUUUCCAGUGGCCUAAGCUAGCAACAGUGUAUAGUUGGGUUGGCACUGCAAACUUCUACCGUUCGAGUUGGGUAUUAGAGCUAGUUAUUGGUUCAUGUUGAACUUAUAUUAUUUUCUAUCUUGCUGCAGUUAUGUUUGCUAUGUGUACCAAACAUGUAUUGGAAUUUUUGUAAGCUAUAAUAUGGCCAGCACAGCAGUAGCCUCACAUGAUACCCCUUGAAUCUGUAUCGUUC